AUGGCAAUAAAAGGAUCAGGACGCAAAAGGAUUCCGAUGGAGAAGAUAGAUGACUCAAGUAAGGUUGGGGUUACCUUCUCAAAAAGACGGUCUGGCCUCUUUAAGAAGGCAUGUGGGGUCCGCCUUCUAUGUGACUGUCAAACUGCUAUUGUUAUCUUCUCACGGGACAACAAAGUUUAUUCUUUUGGUGAUCCCUCGGCAGAUAGGAUUUUUAAUUCCUUCAUCGACGCUGACGCUAUCCCUGCGGAAGAGGGCGAUGUGACCGAUGUCCCACAGUCCAUAGAGGGUUAUGAUUUUUCUCAACUGAUGGAAGAGAUGAAAGAAUAUGAAGGCAUAGUUGAGGCCGAGAAAACUGAGGAAAAUGGCUUUGCUGAAGUUGAGAACGAUCCUCAAGAUGAGAAUUGCUUGGGGAAAUUGUGGUCAGUACCAGUGGAGGAACUAACAUUGGCGGAAGCUGAAGAAAUGUUGGCCAAAUUGGAGGAGUUUAAACCAUCUGAAGACAAUUCUAGCAGCCAACCACAAACAUAA
This is a messenger RNA of Daucus carota subsp. sativus, 528 nucleotides long. Its product is annotated as agamous-like MADS-box protein AGL62. Gene Ontology annotation, biological process: regulation of transcription by RNA polymerase II. Gene Ontology annotation, molecular function: RNA polymerase II cis-regulatory region sequence-specific DNA binding; DNA-binding transcription factor activity, RNA polymerase II-specific; protein dimerization activity. The transcript has a single exon. NCBI's taxonomy places the organism in Eukaryota, Viridiplantae, Streptophyta, Magnoliopsida, Apiales, Apiaceae. The record is from RefSeq and is a predicted model, not a curated record. The coding region runs from base 1 to 528 and encodes 175 amino acids.